AUGUCUUCAACUCCAUAUGCCAGAUAAAAACUAGUUUCUAAAUUGGAUUCUGAACCUUUAUCAGCAAUUGAUUUAAGGAAUGAGAGCAAGCUCUCACAUCAUAGAGACUAUCUCCCUCAACUAUCUGUAAACACUAAAUUUAAAGUCUAAAAUGACUUUGGAAUUUCACCAUUGACUAAAAAUUGGAAUAGUGAAAUAAAAGGUUAGUUAGUAAAGAAUAAUAAGCGAAUUCUUAGAUAUGGGAUUAAAAAGAAUGAUUCAUAAGAAAUUUAAGAAUUAACUUUAUCUGCCAACUAGAAUGAAAAUAAGGUUCAGACUAGUGUUUAAAGGUUUUUAAAGAAAGUAAUUUACAAAAAAGCACCAAUUGAUACAAAAAUAUCGAUCCCAAUUUUAGCUAACUUCUAUUCAUUUUUGGCUUAAAUUUCACAAAAAGAGACGAUACUUCUGAAUAUGCCUGAAACAAUAUUGCUAGACUUAGACAUUGUGCCUGAACAGAAUGGUUUUGGAUAUUUAUUGAAUGACUCUUAAGAUCCAGUACUAUCAAAGAUUUAAAUACAGAAUCCAGAAAUCUUAAACAUGGUGACCCCUUUGAGACUUAAGCCUCAUAAUAAAAUCAAGGAAGCUAAGCCUUAUAUUACUUAAUGGUUCAUCAAGAAUAUGAAAAAAGUGAAAUAGAAUCAAGGAAGGAGUACUACGAAUAGAGACUAAGCUAUCUUUAUCCCAUUAAGUGUUACAAAAUAAUGCAGAAGGAAACAUAACAUAAUGUAUCUCAUCAGUGCUGUAAAACAAUAUGAUGGAAACGAAAAUCAUGGUCAAGCUAAGCCACCAAAGCUUGGUUAAAAUAAGUAAAAGAGCAGUGAAGAUAAUCAGAGUCCAAUAGCCUUAUAGAAAAAAGAGCCAGUUCUAAAUGCUCAGUAUAUUUAUGAUCUUUAAGUCAAAUUGGAACAACAGCAAGAAUUCAGCUAAAAAAGCCAGAAUCAAGGCAGAUAAAAUAAGUUGCAGAAAUUGAAGUUUACAUAUAUCUAGGAAGAAAUAGAUAAUAUCAAUCAUUUCCAAUAUUAAUACUGUACCUCUGAUAAGCAUGCUGAGAGGAAUUACAUUUAGGAGAUUAAUAGACCAAAUGUCUAAUUCCCAGAGAUUGCAUUUUAAACUGAAAUUCUAUUAAAAAUAAUGAAUGGCUUUAUAAAGAAGAACAAGUUUGCGCGAUAACUGAACAAAGUUUGCUUUGAUUUCAUUCAUGAUUUCGUCGAUAGGAAAUGGAAAUUCCUCACAUUAAAGCAUUUUGAAUCUGAAGAUAUGUAGAUUAAGAAUGAAUUUGACUUAAGCCCUGGUGACCCUAUAAAAUAAAACUCAUUGAUUAAGCAAAGCAGGUCAUUCGGAAUUUCCAAAGACAUCAAAAUGAAGGUCAAAAGGAAUAAAUGCAAUGGAGAUUACUGCAAUGUUGAUGAUAUUGGAGGAUACUUGUAAAUGCCUUUUGGAUAUCUUAGAGACAGUUUGAAGAUUCUUGAAAUCUAGAGAGAUAAGAGCAAAGAAAUUAAAAUACAGAAUGACGAAAGAUUUAUGGAGAGACGAAAAAAAAGAUCUAAAAGUGAAGCUGGCUCCAAUGAAAACUAAAAUCAAUAAAAUAAAUUCUAGCCAUCUACCCCCGUCCUAAAUAAUUAUGACAUAUAUGACGAUCAGAAGUUCUACUAUCGUAUUAUGAAAAGAGUAAUCUAUGUAGAUAGAAUGAGGAGGAAGGAAAUACUGGCUGGGAAUAUUCCUGAUUACGAAUACUUUUAGCAUCUAGAUAUGGAUAAGAAGGAAAACAAUCAGAAUAUAUUCAAUGAUUUAUUAAAGCAGCUCUACUCAAGCGAUAUAUUUCAAAAAGUUAAUUAAAAGAAUGCUAUAAUGAACCUUAACUUCUACGAGAAUGCAUUUCUUUGCUGUAAAUGCUACAGAAUUUACCAUUUUUUGAGUGAUUGCUACACUAUGUAAGAGGAAAAUUUUCAUUUUGAAUAACUAAGAUAGAAAGAAUAUCAAAGUAAAGCAGGAACUGGAUACUUCCAGGGAAUGAAUAAAGAGUUAAAUGGCUAAAUAAUAAAUUUGGUACAAGAUAAAAUGGACUCAAAACUCAAUAAUGAAUAGCAGUAAUAAAAGGCGCUACAAAGGUUGAGGCUACUGACACUCUCAAUAAAUAAAAAUCAAAGUACAACAAAAGUUUCUUCAAAAGACACAUCAAAAGUUAUUAACAGUAAAGACGAAAGUCAAUCACCAAAAACAGCAAGGUUUAGUAGGACUCAAACCUAGAGAGCAAAUACUCUCAACCGAUCUACUCUGAUGAAUUUAUAAUAACUUAAAAUUGAUCCAACUUAACCAUAAAAAUAAUAGGAAGAAGUAAAUAUGCAGAGUUCUCCGAAUAUUUAUACAAUAAUAGAUUCAAAAUAGUACAAAAAUAAAUUUAUUAAUCAUUAGAGGUUUAAGACAACAGUGUCUCAGCCAAGUUUAUUAUAAUCACUUAGAAUAUUUAAUAAUCCUUACAGCAGAGCCUAGAAUAAUAGUGAUCUAGAAGUAAUUCAUACAUAAACUUACACAGAUUAGCCUAGUGAUUGUAACACAGUUUAGCUUCCAAAAGUGUCUAGUUCAGUAGAAAAUAUUAAAAAAAUCAAAAUUAAAAAGAAAAAGAAGGGAUAAAAUUAUCGUAUAAAUAAAAAGAGAGUUGUCUAUAUUAAGGGCUUGAAAUAAAUAUAUUUGGCCAAAGAAUAUAAUGAGGAAUUUUCAUCAUAGUAAAAUAUUAAAACUAAUGCAUCAGCCAAAAAAGAAAUGCUAAUAUCAGAGCAUAAAUCAGUUCCCAUGACAAAUAUGACUUUGUACUCAGAAGAUUUUGAAAGAUAUAGUGAUCUAGAUUUGGAUGAUGCUAAAGCAUUUAAAUCUAAAGAAUAAAAGACGUAAUUCUCAAACUAUGAUGCUUUAGCCUUAGUUUAGAUUCCUCCAAAACCUAACAAAACUCCUAGUCACUAAAGUUCUUUAAACAAGAGUGGAAGUGAUUCUAGUAAUCCUCUUUCAUUUAGUAACCUUGCUAAUUUCAAGAAAUAAGGUUCACUCCAGAUGCUCACUUAAAACUAAAAGAUAUUUGAUUCAAUCCCUGAGUAAGUAUCGAUUGAAAAUGAAGGCACGAAAGCAGUACUUAGUCAAUGCUCUAGCAGAAAUUUUUGA
Molecule: messenger RNA, 3192 nt
Organism: Stylonychia lemnae
Lineage: Eukaryota; Ciliophora; Spirotrichea; Sporadotrichida; Oxytrichidae
Source: the annotation of a GenBank genome assembly